AUGAUAAUCUGUAAUAUAUAUGGUGGAAUCAUAACGGCUGUUACCACUAAAGCAUGGCUUGUUAGUAGUGGCCUCGGUUAUGUUACAAAAACACCGUUAUUAGUUUCAUUAGUCCCAGUAUUCUUUUUUUCAAUUACACUAUUCAUGAUUUUGACUUACAUGGUUACCAAGAAAUAUGUUUUAUAUCUAAUCAAUUUGCUUCUUUCAAUUAUUGUAGCUUCAAUCGAAAUCCAUUACGCAUAUUAUUGGACUUUGAACACAAAUCCGUUCUUCCUCAGUUUAUAUCCAUCGUUUGAACUCCUCACUAAUAGCCCUCAAAUUGUUCCUUUACAAAAUAAUCUUAAAUGCUGCGGAUUUCGUACAGUUAAAGAGUUUAAAGAUGAUACAUGCGAUUCAUCACCAACUCAUGCAUGUUAUGUUGAGAUGUGCAAGAGACUUAGCUUAAAUUUAUCUGGAGGAGGUGUUUUCUUAAUUGCCCAUUUCAUAUCUCAUUUAUUUGUCUGUAUACUCUUUAGACAAAUACAAAUAGCAGAUCGAAAAUCACGUGGUUAUGGACAACUUGCACAAAUGUCCGCUUCUGACGAUGGCCAACAAAAAGAUCCAUAA
Messenger RNA from Trichomonas vaginalis G3, 606 nucleotides. RefSeq lists its product as uncharacterized. Lineage: Eukaryota; Parabasalia; Trichomonadida; Trichomonadidae. Bases 1 to 606 code for a protein of 201 amino acids. The transcript has a single exon. The record is from RefSeq and is a predicted model, not a curated record.